This is a messenger RNA of Cornus florida, 914 nucleotides long. RefSeq names its product probable NAD(P)H dehydrogenase (quinone) FQR1-like 1. The coding region runs from base 118 to 729 and encodes 203 amino acids. The transcript is spliced from 4 exons. Lineage: Eukaryota; Viridiplantae; Streptophyta; Magnoliopsida; Cornales; Cornaceae. Gene Ontology annotation, molecular function: NAD(P)H dehydrogenase (quinone) activity; FMN binding. The record is from RefSeq and is a predicted model, not a curated record.
UAAAUAGAGCUUCGUUGUUGUGCUUUCAAUCGUCAACGGUGCAAAGUAAGCUGAAAGCAGAGAGAGUGCGUGAGAGAACGCGGGCUAAAACUUGUGAGGACUCCACUCCAUCUAUCAAUGGCCACCAAAGUGUAUAUCGUGUACUAUUCUAUGUACGGACAUGUAGAAAAACUAGCAGAAGAGAUAAAGAAAGGGGCUGCAUCUGUUGAAGGGGUUGAAGUCAAAUUAUGGCAGGUCCCUGAGACACUACCAGAGGAGGUGCUUGGGAAAAUGAGUGCACCUCCAAAAAGUGACGUACCACUCAUUACUCCUGGCGAACUGGCUGAGGCUGAUGGGUUUGUUUUUGGCUUCCCCACGAGAUUUGGAAUGAUGGCUGCUCAAUUCAAAGCAUUUCUUGAUGCAACUGGAGGUCUAUGGAGAACACAACAGCUUGCAGGCAAACCUGCUGGGAUCUUUUUUAGCACCGGAUCCCAAGGCGGCGGACAAGAAACUACUGCGUUGACUGCCAUUACUCAGCUGGUUCACCAUGGGAUGAUCUUUGUGCCCAUUGGAUACACAUUUGGAGCCGGCAUGUUUGAGAUGGAGAAAGUGAAAGGUGGUAGUCCUUAUGGUGCUGGAACUUAUGCUGGCGAUGGCUCCAGACAGCCAACUGAACUUGAAUUAGAGCAGGCUUUCCACCAAGGGAAGUAUGUUGCGACCAUUACAAAGAAACUUAAGGGAGCUGCAUGAUUUCUAUUGACUAAAUUGAUAUUGCUUGGCAUUCUCAUAUAUUUUUUUCUCUAUACUUUCAGUGUCGUAUUUCUUUGUGCUUGCAACAGAUUAUUUCUUGCUUUGUUGGAAUACAUGCUUUGUAUGUGCUAUAUUCAGUACAGUGAUUUCUAUCAAUGAUAAAACUCUGCUUAUUUUUGUGUGUC